Sander lucioperca (pikeperch) is the source of this 2235-nucleotide messenger RNA. It is a transcript of the gene pard6gb, whose product is annotated as par-6 family cell polarity regulator gamma b. The transcript has 3 exons. Gene Ontology annotation, molecular function: protein kinase C binding. Gene Ontology annotation, biological process: regulation of cellular localization; establishment or maintenance of cell polarity; centrosome cycle. The coding region runs from base 284 to 1663 and encodes 459 amino acids. The record is from RefSeq and is a predicted model, not a curated record. Gene Ontology annotation, cellular component: apical plasma membrane; nucleus; cell cortex. NCBI's taxonomy places the organism in Eukaryota, Metazoa, Chordata, Actinopteri, Perciformes, Percidae.
UGAUGUCAUUUCAAAACUUAACUCGCACUCCUAAGUCAACGCGGCGAGUUGCUCACCUCCUAUUCUCCUAUAAAGUCCUCUCUUAUGUUUGGCGGAGCGCCUUAAAAGGAAAACUCCAGGAGGUGAAAUAAAAUAAAGGAGACAACAACCUUCUCUACUAGAGAUCGAAGCAGAAGGAUAUAACAGCAGAAACCCCGGGACCAGAGCCCCUCUUUCUGCGGGCAACGGCGGCUGAACUUUUUCUUUUUUUUUUUUUUUUUUUUUAAACUGCAACCACAAAAAAAUGAAUCGGAGCUUUAAUAAGUCGCAACCUCUGCGGAAUGCGGAUUGUAACGCCGUGGAAGUGAAAAGCAAGUAUGGGGCAGAAUUUCGCCGGUUCUCGGUGGACCGGGUCAAGCCUGGCAAGUUUGAGGAGUUUUACAAGCUCAUUCUGCACAUUCACCGCAUCGCCAAUAUGGAGGUGAUGAUUGGCUAUGCUGACAUCCAUGGUGAUCUGCUGCCGAUCAACAACGACGACAACUUCUGCAAGGCGGUGUCAACGGCUCAUCCACUGCUCAGGAUCUUCAUACAGAGACAAGAAGAGGUUGACUAUGCUAGCUAUGGCACCAACACAAUAACUCGUAAGAAGAAGGCAGUGGUCGCACUUCGCAAUAACGACAUCAACCGCAAGCGGCCACAUAUCCGGAUCGGCAUGCCGCAGGACUUCCGGCCUGUCUCCUCCAUCAUUGAUGUGGAUAUCCUACCUGAAUCUCACCGCCGUGUCCGACUGUAUCGUCACGGCUCGGACAAACCCCUGGGCUUUUACAUUCGAGAUGGAACCAGCGUUCGCGUGACCCCACACGGGCUCGAGAAAGUCCCCGGCAUCUUCAUAUCUCGGCUGGUGCCUGGAGGGUUGGCGGAGAGCACCGGGCUGCUGGCGGUUAAUGAUGAGGUGCUGGAGGUGAAUGGCAUUGAAGUGACUGGAAAGUCCUUAGAUCAGGUAACGGAUAUGAUGAUUGCCAACAGCCACAACCUAAUUGUGACUGUCAAGCCAGUGAACCAGCGCAACAAUGUGGUCCGCAGCAGCAGGAUCUCAGGGAGCUCAGGUCAGUCGUCUGACAGCAGCGGAUCAACUGGCUACCCGACUUUGUCAGUGGCCUCAGUGGGGGCGAUAUCCUCUGGAGCACAUGGUUACCAAGACGACCUGGAGAGUGACGAAGAGACGGAUAUAGUCAUUGAGAGCAGCCUCAAGCGGCCGUCUCAGAGGUCCAAUGCUUCCCUGGCGUCCAGUGUGUCUCGCACACACCAGCAGACACCAACAACAGCUUCAGGCCCAGCGGCACCUCCAAGCCCCCCCACACGUCCUUUAUCGGUGGUCUCCACUGCCUCCUUCCACUCGCAGCCUAGCCUCAACGGAGGGUCCCAGCCCCACCACCACCACCACCACAGCAGCAGCCUCAGCUACCAGCUCCACAGAGACCUGAACCUUCAGCCCAACCCGCACCAACAGUCCCAGCACCGUCAUCACCAAGUACAGCCUCCGCAUCACAGCAGCAACCCAGCCCUCCGCCACAGCAACGGCAGCCUGCACAAAAUCCUCAGCUCUCUGAAAACGGACCCGCGACACAGUCUCGCUCUGCCCAGGGGAGGGGUGGAGGAGGACGGCACCGUCAUUACUCUAUAAUACCUAUAAACAGACUAGCACACAGACAGAAACUUCCCAACUGCUCAGAGACUUAAACUGGAACACCAGGCCGGAUAAAUAUGAGCAUGAGUGUGUUUUGUCAGAUACUAAUUUUGUAACUUCUUUUUGUUUUUACAAAAUAAUUGAUAAUUGGAAGUUACAAGCCAAGAAACAAGGAAAAUGUAUUGUAUAUAUUUCCUGUAUUUUUUAAAGUUGUCUUUGUCUUACAUCAAAAUAUUUGUACGUAUGUGUGUAAUAAGCAUCAGAACAAAUAACUGUUUUUAGGCGAGUCCACUGUAUCCUACAGUUCUGAAUGUGCCUACAGCCUAAUAUCUUUUGCUAGUGACCACUUUUAUUAAGAUCAUUUUUCAUUCUUAUUACUGGGACCAACUUGGGGUUGCUUGUGGAUGUUUUUAAAGAGUAAAUCUAUAUUUCUUAUAUUCUGAUAAAUGCUGUGUAGAGUAUGAUUUUUUUUUUUUUUUUUUAAUAGUUCUUUUAUGCAUUGAUGAUUGUGAUCAAAUCCUUGUAUCUGUUCCAAUAAAUUAUUCUAAGUCUGCAAACUAGAAAUGUGA